AUGCUGCCUAGUAUUUUUAUUAAAAGCUAUGCCCGGUGCGUUUUGUGGCCUUUAGCGAGAAGUCGAGUGAAACAGUCUUCUUUUCGUACAUUCACAUAUCUGCAUUCUCAAUUGAAUAAUUACAAGGAUGUGGAUGAUGAAGCAGCUCACAAGCAUUUAAAUUCCACUGGGAGAUCCAUUCGGAAUGACUCUGGAGGUGAUAAACGAAAAGCAUUACAAAAGUACAAUGACUUAGAGGAGAAUAAGGACUUCGAUCGUGCGAUUAAGAAACUUAAAAAUCUUGUGAAGGAUCAAGAGAACUUAUAUUCGGAAGCAGGCACAUUAAAUAACAAAGGAAACAAGAAUUUGCGAAAUAAGAUGACUAACGAUGAUGCUGUUGUGGAUGAACAACAAAAGAGCGCCACAGAUUCUGAAAGCGAAACACACACGGAGAAUGUUAGUGUCGAGAAGACCAAUUUACCGUUGAAAGAUAAAGUAACAAGCUUUAUUAGAUCUGUAAUUAACGGAGAAAAUUUUAGACAAUUAAAAGAAGAACUGACUAAAUUUAGCAAAACAAGGGCUAGAAAGCAGGAAAAGUAUAAGCAGAGCAUCAGUAAUCGGUUAGGCCAGGAUGUUACGGAAUUGAAGAAAUCAAUUGGAAUAGCUUCACGUGUGGUGAACGAUGUGACUGGAUAUAGUAAAGUGAAUGCUUUGAAGGAGAAAAUUGCCAAAAACGAUCUAGAAUUGAAAGUACUUAGAGAGGAGAUCACGAGAGCUAAAGAUGAUUUCUCCACUGCUAUAGAGAAAAGGUCUGAGUCACAACGAGAAAUGAACGAUUUGUUAGAAAGAAAGAGUAGCUGGGUACCAACAGACUUGAAAAGAUUUACUGAGUUGUACAUGAAUGAGCAUGAAUUAGAACGCGAAGUAAAGCUGAAGAAAAUACGGUUGGAUGAACUGGACCAGAAGAAUGAUGAAACGCACGAUAACCUCAUUAAAUCGAUUAUGGAUAGAUAUCAUGAAGAACAGGUAUGGUCAGACAAGAUACGUCAAUUUUCAACGUGGGGAACUGUACUAAUUAUGGUUUGUAACUUGCUAUUAGUUUUUCUUGUGCAAUUGGUAUUCGAGCCGUUUAAAAGAUACAGGCUUGUGCGCUCUUUUGAGAAUAAAGUGCGGGAUAUUUUUGAUAGAAACGAGGAGAUGGAGUCCGAUCUUAAGAAGCUUAAAAAUGAUAUGGACAGCGGCUAUGAUACAUUACUUGGUAAGAUUGAAGAAAAUCAACAAAAUAUUGUUGAGAAACUCCCAGAACAGAACAUAACUGCUAGAAUCCUACCAGACGAUUUGUCAUUUGUAUCCAUAAAACAUUGGAUACACUUUACCUUCGGUAAACUUCUCAAUCCUUUACAUGGUUCGGGCUCAGAAACUUUUACAAUGACAGGGUAUGACAUACAAUACUUCGUAUACUUUUUUUCAAGCCUGCUUCUUCUUACGGGAUGCUUUCUGGGAAGACUUCUUUAA
Brettanomyces bruxellensis is the source of this 1494-nucleotide messenger RNA. RefSeq lists its product as uncharacterized. The record is from RefSeq and is a predicted model, not a curated record. Gene Ontology annotation, biological process: inner mitochondrial membrane organization. NCBI's taxonomy places the organism in Eukaryota, Fungi, Ascomycota, Pichiomycetes, Pichiales, Pichiaceae. Gene Ontology annotation, cellular component: mitochondrial inner membrane. The coding region runs from base 1 to 1494 and encodes 497 amino acids. The transcript has a single exon.